CUACUGUUAAGCCAUCUUGUCUAGACCCCCUGAGUGUGAGACUUGAGAGUGUGAGAGUGACAAUCAUAGAAUAAUAGAAUUCGUAGACUUCAUACGUAAUAUACAUAAUUAAGAUAUAUUUAAGAUUUAUUUAAAAACUUAAUAUAAUAAAGACUGAUAUAGCAAGAGAUAACUGGCUAUGUCCCACAUUAAUGACUUAAUUCGGGUAAUGAAAGGGCUUCGGCAGGUUGUUGAAGCAGGACUUAAAUUACAGCAGGAAAGUUCUGCCUUAAUAUGGAAUAACUCUAGCUUUAAGCCAUACUUUCAAAACUGUACAACUAACCCCUUUAACAGCAAAGUACAUCCAGACAUACCUGAAGACUUAGUUGAUAGAGCAUUUGUUGUACUUCAUGGAAUAAGACAGUAUGCCUUAAUGCAUGUACCAAACUUUAAUCCUAGUAUUAGGAAAAGAAACAUGGAUCCUGAAUUGCAAGAUGAAAUUGAACAGUUAAAUAGAGAAUUUGAUAAAACAUUUGAUACUUUGAAGAGGAAUCAAAAUCACGAAAACUCAUUAUUAGCAUCUGAUGAUAUUACUGUGCCACUGGAAAAAUUGAAGUCACCAGACAGAUUAAAACUAGAAUCUAUUGACACACAAAAAGUAAUGCCGCCUUCUGCAGUGGAAAUAGAAAGUAACAUCACCAAUAUUGAAAAGAAUAGAGUUCCUGUUUUAAAACCAGUAGCCAAGAAGAAGUUAAAAGUAUUUCUCAAUGAAAAUUCAAAAGCUCGUGUGGUGCCUUCUUCCCGCAUUGGCCGUAUGAUAUCAUUUGGAUCAUUAGCUGCAGGUCUGGGUGUAGGAACAGUAGCACAAUAUGCAAGAAAUACACUUCAGUCUGUCACCGGCAAGACUGAUGAUACAGUCAAUGCAUUUUUGUCACCUGCAAAUGCAGAAAGAAUUGUUGACACACUUUGCAAAGUUAGAGGUGCAGCUUUGAAGUUGGGCCAACUUUUGAGUUUACAAGAUGAGUCAAUGAUACCAUCAGAUUUACAAAAAAUAUUUGAGAGGGUACGUCAAUCUGCUGACUUCAUGCCAACAUGGCAGGUUGAGAAAGUAAUGUCGUCACAGCUAGGUCCUGAUUGGCGCAACCGUGUUCAAUACUUUGAGGAAAAACCGUUUGCAGCAGCAUCAAUAGGACAAGUUCAUUUAGCGUUGUUGCACAAUGGCAGAGAAGUUGCCAUGAAAGUGCAGUAUCCUGGAGUAGCAAAAGGAAUUAAUAGUGACAUAGACAACCUUGUUGGAGUACUUAAGGUAUGGAAUUUGUUCCCAAAGGGUAUGUUUAUAGACAAUAUUGUGGAGGUUGCGAAGAAGGAGUUAGCUUGGGAAGUGGAUUACAUCCGUGAAGCGGAGUGUACUAGAAAAUUUAAAACACUUCUGGCGCCGUUUCCGGAAUAUUACGUGCCAGAUGUUAUAGAUGACCUGUGUGCAUCAGAAGUGAUGACUACAGAGUUAAUAGAAGGGCAACCAAUCGACAAGUUAUUUAACGCUGACCUUGAAACAAGAAUGGACAUUGCCUACAAAAUUAUGCAACUUUGCCUGCGGGAAAUGUUUGUAUUACGUUGUAUGCAGACUGACCCAAACUGGGCAAAUUUCUUUUACAACACCAACACUAAACAGGUUAUAUUAUUGGAUUUUGGGGCCACACGCGAAUAUUCCAAGAGCUUCAUGGACCAAUAUAUUGAGAUAAUACACGCGGCCUCAGAAGGUGACCGCGAUGCCAUCUUGCAGAUGUCAAAGGAAAUGAAAUUCCUUACUGGAUACGAGUCUAAGAUCAUGGAAGAAACGCAUGUAGACACGGUUAUGAUUAUGGGGGAGAUUUUUACCACGGCUAGCACAGAUGGUUUCGACUUUGGCUCCCAAAAUACAACAAAACGCAUACAAUCGCUGGUACCAACAAUAUUAACGCACAGACUUUGUCCACCUCCGGAAGAAAUCUACUCGUUACAUAGAAAACUAUCGGGUGUUUUCUUAUUAUGCUCAAAAUUAAAAGUUAAAAUGAAUUGUAGAGAUAUGUUCCAAGAUAUAUACCGACAGUACAAAAAUAAUGAUUUUAAUUAAUCUCUUCCGGCUGUGCCUCAUGACUCAUUCUUGGUUUUAGUGAUAUUUUUUCCUCAUUGUAAAACUAUGAUGUUUUCAUUAAGAUUUAAAACCCUGAAAAACCCAGUAUUUUUGUAGAUGUUUUACUGAACUAUGAAUUUGAUGUAUAAUACCCAUAAUUUUUAAGGUAGAUAAAACUUAUUAGGUGGUUCUGGUGUUAUUAGCGAAUUUGUUUUCAAAGUGCCUCGUAACUAUUGCAUACCAUGGGCUCAAGGUCCAUAGAUCUUAAAUAAAUGAAGGUGGUUGUUAAUAAAUGUUCUUAUUACUUGUUAGUAAAUAUGUACAAAUCCAUUAAUUAUGAAAACGCUGUAUUUUAGGUAUAAUUAUUUAAAAUGAUUUUAAUUCAAAAUGAAGCAGUUUUAAGUGUCAUUUAAUAUAUUAAAACAAUUGUAUGUUAAGUUAUGAGUUAUAUAUUUGCUUCGUAACACUACUAAUUUUGAUUUGAUUUCAAUUGUUAUUGUAAAAAAAAACUAUGUUUUAUUAGUAUUGUCUUAAAAAAAAAAACUCUAAAAAAGUUGUCAUUUUUACGGUACGUAAAUAUUUUUAGUUAAAUUUUAAGCAUUUCAAUAAUACCUCAUCUGUAUUUAUAUUUUUAUACAAAACUUUAAAGUGUAUAUAAAGUCCAUGUAACAUAUAAACAAAAUUAAUCAAACUGUAAAAAAGGGCCAUGCUGCAUUCUUUAUAAAAUAAAGUGAUACAACUAAAAUU
This is a messenger RNA of Pieris rapae (cabbage white), 2839 nucleotides long. It is a transcript of the gene Coq8, whose product is annotated as atypical kinase COQ8B, mitochondrial. The transcript has 9 exons. Gene Ontology annotation, molecular function: kinase activity. The record is from RefSeq and is a predicted model, not a curated record. NCBI's taxonomy places the organism in Eukaryota, Metazoa, Arthropoda, Insecta, Lepidoptera, Pieridae. The coding region runs from base 179 to 2092 and encodes 637 amino acids. Gene Ontology annotation, cellular component: extrinsic component of mitochondrial inner membrane. Gene Ontology annotation, biological process: ubiquinone biosynthetic process.